UCUCCGCUGAGUGUUCCCUAUUUGAUCCCUUGGAAGCUUCUGCUAUACCUGGUUUCGAGACCCCACUUGAAGGUGGAUUUGGUGAAUUUUACAUCGUUUGUUUAUUUCAUUUGUUAUGUUCCCCGGCACCCUGUAUGCCCCAUGAAGUUCUAUUUCUUCCUUUUUUUUUCUCCCGACGUGGUAUGUUGACGGGGCUGUCGCGGUGCCUCUGUUGGUUGGUGGCGGGCAAGAGUCUCGAAACACAAACGUGCAUCGAUCGCAUGUUGGAUGCUAACUGACGUGCGACCGGCAGCGAUUUCCUCCUGUUCAUGCCCAACAAACAUGACGAGUCGCCCCUGGAGGCUGCGCUCUCGUUCUAUUCAUCCAUUGUCACUUUAAAUUCAGAGGGCGAUUCGCUGGUCAGCGACGAGACACUAGAGGGUCUAGGUACGGUCGGCUUCCUUAUUCAAGCUCUUUUUGGUUCGCUUCUCAGAAUCGCCAACCCGGACCUGGUUCUCUCCCCGCGGCGCCCCUCGCUUGUUGCAAGCACCAUACCCGAUUCGCAAUCGCCCGACUUCCCCUACAGCGAGCAGAUUUCGAGAAUCCCGACGGAGAUGGCAGCCUCGGCGGCCAAUGCCCGCUACGGCCCCGCUGUCCCCAUUACCGCUUCGCAAUCCUUAGCCGAAACAGCAGUCAAGCGACCCAUCCUACAGUACGAGGGCGCGCAGCAGUCUGGCGCCCAGGACUAUUCAGAUAUCAUAGAGGAGGAGGAGGAUGCGGCGGGCCUUACAACCAGACUGACAGAUCUGCUGCCUGAACCAGGAUACUUCCUCGCCGGUGCCGUCUCGGGUGGUGUGUCGCGGACUGCUACUGCGCCCCUAGACCGCCUCAAGGUCUAUCUCCUAGUGAACACGAGCACCAGAACUACUGUGGCUGUUGCUGCAGCUAAGAGUGGCCGCCCCUUGGCCGCUUUACGCAAUGCCGGCGGGCCUAUUAUUGACGCCAUUGUGAGCCUGUGGAAGGCGGGUGGGUUGCGCACCUUCUUUGCUGGAAACGGUCUCAAUGUCAUCAAGAUCAUGCCCGAGUCUGCCAUAAGGUUCGGCUCUUACGAGGCAUCCAAGCGCUUUCUCGCAACUUAUGAGGGCCACAACGACCCGACCCGGCUGAGCACUGUUUCCAAAUUCGUCGCCGGCGGCAUCGGCGGCAUGACGGCGCAGUUCUGCGUGUACCCCAUUGACACGCUCAAGUUCCGCCUGCAAUGCGAGACGGUCAAGGGCGGACCGCAAGGCACUGCCUUGCUCCUGCGCACAGCGAAGAACAUGUGGGCAGACGGUGGUCUCCGCGCGGCAUACCGCGGUCUCGGUGCCGGUUUGCUCGGUAUGUUCCCGUACAGCGCCAUCGAUAUCGGGACCUUUGAGCUGCUCAAGAAGUCGUACACCAGAGCGGUGGCGCGCUACUACGGCAUCCAUGAAGAGGAUGCGCAGAUCGGCAACGUUGCCACGGCGGUCCUGGGCGCGACGUCGGGCGCCCUGGGCGCGACCAUCGUCUAUCCACUCAAUGUUCUUCGCACCCGUCUGCAGACGCAAGGCACCGCUAUGCACCCGCCUACCUACACAGGCAUCGUCGACGUGGCGCAGAGGACAGUUCGCAACGAGGGAGUGCGCGGGCUGUACAAGGGCUUGACGCCUAACCUCCUCAAGGUCGCCCCCGCGCUGAGCAUCACCUGGGUGUGCUACGAGAACAUGAAGAGCUUGUUGAGUCUCAACUAGAGGGACUGCAACCUCUUUCGUCACACCGCCUUGGCUAUACAUAGAGGGAUGGAGUCACCUCGCCUGGAUCCCCUGCGGGGGUCUGGUCUCAGCCUUUAGAAUGAGGAGGCUUCUUUUUUUGGGGAGGGG
Messenger RNA from Thermothelomyces thermophilus ATCC 42464, 1877 nucleotides. RefSeq lists its product as uncharacterized. Gene Ontology annotation, biological process: transmembrane transport. The record is from RefSeq and is a predicted model, not a curated record. Gene Ontology annotation, molecular function: ATP transmembrane transporter activity. NCBI's taxonomy places the organism in Eukaryota, Fungi, Ascomycota, Sordariomycetes, Sordariales, Chaetomiaceae. Bases 309 to 1748 code for a protein of 479 amino acids. The transcript is spliced from 3 exons.